This is a messenger RNA of Sapajus apella (tufted capuchin), 3096 nucleotides long. RefSeq names its product proline and serine rich 3 (gene PROSER3). The record is from RefSeq and is a predicted model, not a curated record. Lineage: Eukaryota; Metazoa; Chordata; Mammalia; Primates; Cebidae. The transcript is spliced from 9 exons. Bases 649 to 2637 code for a protein of 662 amino acids.
UCGAUCCCUCUUAGCAGCACAGCCUGGGGGGCGGGCCAGGUAGGGUCUGGAGUCGCUAGGGCUCCAACGCACUGAAACUACAGCUCCCAACAGCCUUUGGACGUUCCAGCCGUAGCCUUCAGCAUCCCGGGGAUCCCUUAGAGUCUUAGGUUCCUCUUUAAGGGGCCCCAAGGGAUUAUUUCCUCUAAAGGUGUCCAAGGAGAGCUUGAGAUCUGAAUUUUUAAAUUUUGAAAUGGCCCCCAAACACGCCUGGGCGUUGUCUUUGAACUUUCUCUCGGAGGCGGAGCCCAGUGGAUCCUGGGGCUUGUAGUCCAUCUACCCUUCGCCUUCGUGUCCCCAGGAAUUUAUGGGAAAUGCUCGGUGACAGAGUCCAGCCGCGGUUCUUAACCUGAGCUCCACCUCACAGUCACCUGGGACGCUGCGGAAAAGACCCGGAGGCUGAGCCCCCACUAACAGAUAUUCUGAUUCUGUUGGUCUGGAAUGGGAACCGCGCGUCUGUAACGUAGAAAAGCCCCUCCUAGACUGCAUCCAGGGUUGGGAACCACCGGCUGCCAGUUCCUGAGUUGCUCCCUGUUAAGACUCCUCCAAGGGCCGUCUCCCAGGACUCACGCUUCCACUGUUGCUAUCCUGAACGUGCAGCGGUGCUUCAUGGGAAUAACAGUCCCUCUCCUCCAGGAAUCUAUGGGAAUUGUCUGGUUCUGCCCUCCUCUAGUGUUCCCCUCCCCAAGGCUGCAGCGAAACCACUUGCUGCCUGAACCCCACUUUCCUCUUGCAGCCUGCCAGUUUUCUCCAUUCAAGAGAAUCCCUUUGGAGGUGCGCCCUUGGGUAGAAGCCACUACUGGCCAUCCCGGAGUCAGACCUCGUGUCCCAAGGUAUAUAAACAGGUUCCGCCAGGCUCAGCCCACCAGCCGAGAGGAGCGCCAGCCUGCAGGUCCGACCACAGCUGCGGUGGUGCUGCGGCCUGACUCUCCAGACUCCAGCAGUCAAAAUGCAGCAGCAGGAGCCAACAAACCAGAAAGAAGACCCCAUACAGCUGUCCCUACUGCGGUCAAGGUGACCAGUGCAUCCCAGGCUGUGGCUCCCCUUCAGGAAAUAAAGCAGAACCUCAACACAUGGAACUCAUCCCUGCUGGACCUGGAGACGCUGAGCCUACAGAGCAAAGCUGCCAGGCUGCUCAAACGCAGCAAAGCCUCCAUCUCCUCCUCCUCCUCCCUCAGCCCCAGAGAUGCCAGCAUUUCCUCAUUCCCCACCAGCUCCUACGAACUCUCUCCCUUCUCAGAGACCUUCAUCCCUGACUCAAGCAAGGGCCCUGGCCCCAGGGCACCUGCAUCCCCAGCACCAGCCCAGGCACAGACCCCCACCCCUGCUCCAGCCCCAGCCUCCUCCCGAGCACCCCUUCGGCCAGAGGAUGACAUUCUGUACCAGUGGCGGCAGCGGCGGAAGCUUGAACAGGCUCGGGGAAGCAAGGGUGGUGGAGCCUGGGUGCUGCCUGGGACCCCUGCCCUCCAGACUCUGACCUGUCCUGCUCCAGCGGAGACCCUUGGUUCUCUGGGAAACCAGCCUAACCACAUCCCACCGUGGAGCAGUGUGGUGCAGCCUGGUCCACCUGAGGUCUUCUAUGUGGAGAGGCCUCCCUUUCCCUCUGUGUCCUCUCCACAUAUCUUUUGGGCCCCUAGCCCCCAUGGGUUCUGGGCCCCACAAUCUGGGCCUUGGGUAUCCCUCGGGGCUGUUCCUCCCAUGCAUCUGGCCUCCACCCUAGUGCCUCUGGCCUCCACCCUCCAAUCCCCAGCCUCCACCCCGGCUCCUCUGGUCUCUACCCCAGCACCUCCAACCUCCACCCUCACACCCCCAGCCGUCCCCCAAGGCUUUCCCAUCCCUGAGCCAAGCAGCUCCGCCCAACCUAAAAGCCUGGGGCCCAAGUCUAGGAGGAGCAGAGCCCUUCCCCAGGAGGCUGCCAAGCCGGUCACUGAAGCUGGCCAGGGGCCUGGCCCUCAGCUCAGGGGUGUCCUGGGCCAGGUAGUGGCAGCUCGGCUGUUCCCUGACAGCCUGGAGGACCCGCCUCCUCACCUCAAGGCCCCACUUCCACCCGAGGCUGGAUCUCCGAAAGUCAAGACCACACAACCCCAAACCAAGGUCACUCCCCCUCCAUCAGAAUCCCAGCGUCGGGCUGAGGCCAUGCCACCCGCAGCAGGGUCAGUGACCUGGAAGGCCGAAGCCACUCCUUCCCUUGGAGCAUGCCCACAGGCCGAGGUCCCACCCACUGCAGCAGAGCUGACAUCCACAGUCAAGGCCACGCUGCCAGCCUUCCAGGCUGGGUCUCCGGAGGCCCUGGCCCAGCCCCCGCCUGCUGCUCACCAUCCCCCCUCGGAGGCCCUGCUCGCCCAGGCAGCCCGGCUGCUGGAGGCUGCAGAAGACUCUGAUGGCAGCGAGUUCCAGGACGAUCCUGUGCUCCAGGUGCUAAGAGCACAGAGGGCAGAGCUGAGCCGGCAGAAAAGGGAAGCAGACGCCCUAUUAUCGUUCCUGUUGGACCAGGCCAAAGACCCGGGAUCUUGGUGCCCUCCAGCCAGGUCACCCCCCAGAUCCCCAGGGAGGCUGCUGCAAAGGGAAGGAGCUUCCCUGGAUGCCAGACGACUUUGAAUUGUACAGAUUCUAGAUUCUAUUUUACCCAGUGAGGUCUUUUUUUGUUGUUGUUGUUACUGAUUAUCUGUGAGAAAGGGUUUGUUUUGGAAAGGCCAAGGGGUCGUACCAAUUUAAGGAAAUGCCCCCUGCCCUCUGCUGCCCUGUGGCUCUGUCCUCCCCCAUCCCUACUCUCUUUCUUGACCACGGAAACAAGAUCUCCCUUCUGGUUUUAUCCUCCUUGGGGGAGAGGUUUCAGGCAAGACUUCGGGCAAGACUGGGACUCACCUUAUCUGACUUCACUUAGGAUUCCUGGCUCAAAUGGGACCAAAGGACUGUCCUCUGGCGAAGAAGCUACUAGGGUCAUCGGAGUGUUGGAUGAUGGUCAGUCCGCAGCCCACACCAGCUUGAGCAGCAGUAGUAUCUACUGCAGCUCACCCCUCCCUCCUUGAAGCACUUUCUCUCUUACUUCCAGAACUU